ACUGGCUGAUUGGUGGUCCAGUCUCGAUCCUUUCUUCGAAAGGUUCUAUUGGAAAAUCUGGAAUUUCUACGUAUUCUCCAUCAACAAGCUGCUUCCGUCUUCUAAUACAAUUGGCUCAUCUGGACCAGCUUAUCUGUACACUGGACUACAUCGAAACGGUUUGGCCUAGCGGAGGAAGCAGUUAUCGCGAUGAGAAUGCAAUUUGGUUCCUUAGUUUGCUUCUAGGCACGAUUUCUCUGGGCACUGAUUUACUCGAGCCUGCUUGCAAUGGUACGCUUACACAUAAUGCCACUAUUGGUCUUGGCCUAAGUCCCCGUGAUUCAGCCUUUGCUACUUGGCACGCAUUAAAUGAUCCUAAGCAUUCCUCAUGCUUUUUGGUCGUUGAACCAGUUUGGCAGAUGCGUCUCUAUGUUGCAUUUGGGUUGUUUCGCCUUUUUAUUCGCCAACUCGCCCUUUUUUCGACACACGAAUCUGAUCAAGAUGGUCUCCUGAACAUCUCUAAUCUUCGUCAAAUGCAAGUUGAGGCAGUUCACAAGACAUCCUCCAACGUUUCGGUCGAAGACGGGCUGAGCUUUCGUUCGUCAUGAAUGAGUCCUAGCUCUGAUGAUGUUAGUCACAUGAAGAGCAAAAGCUCAACUCGUCUACGCCCGAAAUGUUGGAGGUUAUCUCGUGGACUGCACCAACCUGAACGUCGUAUUAAUGCCAAACUGUUGCGGUACAACGCGAAUCAACCAAUGUCUUAUG
This is a messenger RNA of Protopolystoma xenopodis, 744 nucleotides long. The record is from the annotation of a GenBank genome assembly. Lineage: Eukaryota; Metazoa; Platyhelminthes; Monogenea; Polystomatidea; Polystomatidae.